AUGCAUUGUUUAAGCUAUACUCUCUUCACAGAUGGUAUUGACCUAACAGCUGUUGGCUUUGCGAAUGCUGCCCUGUCCUCCAUUGUAUCCGAUCUCCUGGCAGCGAACAUCACUUCUCUCUCGCAGCGACGUUCCGUUUUCGACAAGCGCGCCGGCCGAGCAGGCAUCAUUGAUGUCCAUAGUCAUGUCAUUCCGCCCUGGUAUCUGAGCCUUGUACCCAUCACUGGGCAAAACCCCACUCCCACUGGCUGGAGCUUACCUGUACACUUGGACUUCAUGACGGGUGAAGGAAUCGGCCACAGCAUCAUCUCGAUAUCCACUCCUGGAUCGAACGUUUUUUAUGGGAAUAGAAUUUUUACCGCAGCUCUUGCUCGAUUGCUGAACCUCCAGCUAGCGGCAUAUCGCGACCUCCACUCUGAUAAAUUCUCGUUCUUUUGCUCAAUGCCUCUUCCGUACGUGGCAGCUGCUAAAGCCGAGGCCGAUUACUGCUUGGAUGUGUUAGGAGGAGUUGGGGUUAUGCUCCUCACGAACCACGAAGGCCUGUACCUGGGUAACCCCACGUUAAAGGACUUCUUUAACUAUAUGGAUAACCGUGCAGACAAAAACAUAGUCUCGGUCCAUCCCCACGACCCCAGGAUCGAGAUCAAUGGCCAAUGGUUUUCUGCUAACCCCACGUUGACUCCUUGUGGCUUUUUCGAAUUCUACUACGAAACCGCACGCGCAUAUUCAGAUCUGACGAUCACCCAGACGAUUCACAAUUUUACGAAUAUAAAAUUCAUGGUGGCUCAUGAGGGCGGUGCUUUCCCCUCCAUCAUCGAUCGCAUGUUGAAGCGAUUCCCCACAAUUUACGAUGCAACGAUGGAGAUAUUCCAGUUCUACUUUGACUCCGCUGGCCCGACCUUCUUCCAUCAAGUCAGCGGUUUAUUAGGCUAUGAUAUCCCAGCCACGCAGCUCUGCUUUGGUUCUGAUUUUCCCUACUCACAACCCGCCAGUGCCCAGGGCGCCAACCUAAACGCAGUUAUUUCCAGCACUUUGAUUGACGACGCCGCUAAGAACGAGCUGUUUACGACCAAUGCCCAGGGACUCUUCGGUUUCCCCAACUGA
Cantharellus anzutake is the source of this 1104-nucleotide messenger RNA. RefSeq lists its product as uncharacterized. Gene Ontology annotation, biological process: secondary metabolic process. Gene Ontology annotation, cellular component: cytoplasm; cytosol. Gene Ontology annotation, molecular function: carboxy-lyase activity; hydrolase activity. The transcript has 7 exons. The record is from RefSeq and is a predicted model, not a curated record. Lineage: Eukaryota; Fungi; Basidiomycota; Agaricomycetes; Cantharellales; Hydnaceae. The coding region runs from base 1 to 1104 and encodes 367 amino acids.